Molecule: messenger RNA, 1152 nt
Organism: Dioscorea cayenensis subsp. rotundata (Guinea yam)
Lineage: Eukaryota; Viridiplantae; Streptophyta; Magnoliopsida; Dioscoreales; Dioscoreaceae
Exons: 6
Coding region: 146-721 (191 amino acids)
Source: RefSeq, a predicted model, not a curated record
CGAAAUCCUUCAGUUCCCUCCGAAUCCUUCUCUCUCUCUACACUCUCUGCACUCCAAUUCUCAAUCUUUGAUCCUCAAGACUCCAAUUUGAUCUAUUUUCCAUCAAGAAUCAAGAAAAAAGAUUUUUUUUUUUUUUUUUGAUUCAAUGAGGGAUCCGGAGAUGUGUAAACCUUGCAAGGUUUGUAUGAACUACCCCACAUUUAGGGAAGGGCCAAUAUGCGAGGUGUGCGGCUUUCCAACCUCCGGAGAGUUUCGCCGGACGCAUGAUGUCUCUAACAUCCCGAAUUCUGGAAAAAACAUGCUCUGUGAGCAUGAUGCUAAAAUUAGAUCACCUCCAUCAAAUUCUUUACUGGCAAAGAGAAAUAUUGACUCUCAGGACAUUAAUGCUGCACCUUCCAAGAAGCCUUGCAAUGUUUAUGGCGACCACCCCAUGUUUAGUCAAGGACCAACGUUCGAGGAGUGCAGUUACUCAACCUCUGCCGACUGGACACAGGACGUCUCUAAGAUCCCCAGUGAACCAUGUGUUCACUCAGCACUUAGGUUAUAUCACUUUCAAACUAUAUCAUCUGGAAUCACCAUGCUCUGUGAGCAUGAUGCUAAAAUUAGGUCACCUCCAUCGAAUUCUUUAUUGGCAAAGAGAAAGAUUGAUUCUCAGGACAUGAAUGGUGCACCUUUUAAGAAGUCAAAUGUUCAGGACACACAAGUCAAACACCUGAAGUGAUUCUAAGCUAUAUUUUCCAAUCAAUGGUUCAACCUCAGCAUCAUCAAAAGCUUGUGCAACACCUGUCAAUGAAAUCAUGAAUUUACUUAUGCCAUGAAAGAGGUGAUUUCACUUAAAUUCUAAUUGGAAGUUUAGAUUCUGCAAAUAUUAUUAUCAUUGACCUUAGCUAAAGUGUGUGUAAGAUUCUUUUCUUUUAUCAUAGAAUAAGUCACUAUCGAUGAUAUAUAUGUGCUACUCAAAAUGUCUAUGAUCUGAAAAACAUGAAAUUUACAUUCUCAGUUGAAUUGUGACAUCGGUAUCAGUUUAUGAUUUCACUUUUCCUUUUUAUGUAUGAACAUUAGGUGGAUUGAAAGUAUGAUAUUUUAUUCCAUCAUAAACAUUGAAAUUUACAUUCAUUGAUGAAUAUAUGACUCUACUCUUAAUAUUUUUCU